ACCUGAUCUAGUGUAUGUGUCCCUGUUCAUUGCAGAGAAUUUGGACUAGAUGACCUUUAAAGGUUCUUUUCAACUUGAACGAUUCUGUGAUUAUAUGACACUGUGAAAAACAAAAGGCAUGACAAAAAUAUGCGUUAACGUAAUGAACCAGACCCUUGAUCUGGUCAGCUUUAACACAAGGGAACUGAGUUUGUUGUUGUCAUUCAGCUGGCUGAAGACCAUCAGCUUUGAUUUCUGUAAUAAGGUGAAGGAUAAAGAUGAGAGGAGAGAGGCUCAUACCUCAGCCUACUGGAUGGCAGUCUCUAAAAUUCCUAGGUUAAGCCUGUCCUUUGAUUUUGGCAGAUGUGCUUUCUUCAGAGGAGAUUUUGCACUAGCUCACUUCCCGUUGUUUGCCAGGAGAGCUGUUCCUAUAUCCUACCAACUUUCAGGCUCAGGAGGAUGUGCUUAGUGUUGGCUUUACAAGUUUGGUUGCUGACAGGGCGGGGGUAGCAUUGCAGAUCCUGGUCAUAGUCCUGGCACAUCAUUUGUCACCCUGCUGGGGUGGCCCUGCUGUUAGCACACAGGGAGGCUCAGCUUGCCUGCAUGGGUUGCAGACACACCUUUUGCCCACAGAGCCUUUUGUCAUCUUACUCAACAGCUGGCUCAAACUUGCUGCAAAAUAACUGCAGCUAGUUCCUGUUACAGUACCUGUAAUAAAGGAUCAGUGCAUUUUUGUCUCUUUUGAGGGGCUUCAGCUAGAACCAGAAGAAGCAGGAGGAAUUCUACAACGUUUUAAACCGACCUGAAUGAAUGCUGCCGCAGUUUCCCUAUUUCCCUGCAUGUCAGGGAAUGUAAUGCGCAUAUGUGCACAAGCCUGACUUCUCCUUUGUGCUGGCUGACUGCUGAGUGAGCUGCUGUAGGGAGCUCACAUGGAGACAUUUUUUUGUUUGUUUGUUUUUCCAACUUCUCUGACAGCUUGGUGCUUUGUGUGGCACUGAUACUGGGACAGGGGAAUCAGGCUGGAACAGGGAGUGCUGGUCAAGUGUUCCUGGCAACAUUGUUCACCUGCAGGCGAUCUCAAGUUGGAGGAUUCUCUAUUCCAGGCUGAAAACAGUGCAGGCGUUUUUGAGCAAAUUCCAAUCUCAUGAAUGUUUAUGAUAUGUUAAAAUAGAUCUUUCUAAGAGAGAAGAAUUUGCCACGUAGCGGCUGAAGGUACAAGGGAAAAAAAAUCUCAAGGGAAGUCUUCCAAGUUUGCAGCGUACAAUUGCAGGGCUUGUGGAAGGUCUUUGAUACGCAUUCUGAACAGCAGCUAAGGUUUUCCCAAGCACGUAGCUGUGUCACCUAAAAUUUGAUACCAGCUGUAGAUGGCUCAGCUUCCUCCUGGGAUUCGCUUCAUCACUUCAUUUUCACGAGAUCAGUGGUAUAGAGCCUUCAUUUUUACUCUCACCUUCUUUUUAUAUGCCAGCUUCCAUUUAUCAAGGAAACCUAUCAGUAUAGUCAAGGGAGAACUGCAUAAGCAUUGUGCUGCUUCACAUGAAGUUGAACUCAGCUCCCUCAGAGAAUAUGCUGCCCGGGUUCAGUCUGUCAAAAAGCUGUCUAAUGCAUCUCAGUGUGGAUGGGAGCCAUUCGAUAAGAAUAACUACAAGCAGUUACUGGGAGCACUGGAUUACUCAUUUCUUUGUGCAUAUGCAGUUGGAAUGUAUUUAAGUGGAAUAAUAGGAGAACGGCUCCCCAUCCGGUACUAUCUGACAGUUGGAAUGCUUGCUAGCGGGCUCUUCACUGCAAUGUUUGGAUUGGGUUAUUUCUGUAAUAUACAUAAUCUGUGGUUUUACAUAAUGGCCCAGAUAGCUAACGGGUUGGUGCAAACUACUGGCUGGCCAAGUGUCGUUACGUGUAUUGGCAACUGGUUUGGAAAAGGAAGGAGAGGUUUGAUCAUGGGAAUCUGGAAUUCACACACAUCAGUGGGAAAUAUCUUGGGAUCCUUAAUUGCUGCUUAUUGGGUAUCUACGUGCUGGGGUCUCUCCUUUGUGAUGCCUGGUGUUAUCAUUGCUGUGAUGGGGAUUGUUUGUUUCCUCUUUCUUAUUGAACAUCCUAAAGAUAUAAGUUGCUCCUACACACCAUCCAGUCGUGAUCAUGAGCCCAGUAUUUCUACAGAGUUUGUAGUGAGUUCUAAAGCAUUCCUGAAUGGUGCAUCUCGAUUCAGAGUCCAGAUGCCAACCUUAAAUGCCAAGGAAACCAGCAAGUCUCAGGAUCCAGAGAUGCAGCAUUUACUUAUUGACAGUGAAAAUUCCACAGCAUCACAGAACUCCAGCACUGUGGUCAGUGGGGAAGGCAGACAUGGGACAUCAGCUAUCAGCUUCCUUGGGGCUUUGCGAAUACCUGGAGUCAUAGAGUUUUCCCUUUGCCUUUUGUUUGCAAAACUUGUGAGCUAUACUUUUCUCUUCUGGCUUCCCCUGUAUAUCACAAAUGUGGAGCACCUUGAUGCCAAAAGAGCUGGGGAUCUUUCUACACUGUUUGAUGUGGGUGGAAUCUUUGGUGGAAUUUUGGCAGGCCAGAUCUCAGACAGGCUAGAGAAGAGGGCAUCGACCUGUGGAAUGAUGUUAUUGCUUGCAGCACCCACAUUGUACAUGUUCAGUACAGUCAGUAAAAUGGGCCUUGAAGCUACUGUAGUGAUGCUGCUUAUCAGUGGUGCCCUGGUGAAUGGUCCCUAUGCACUGAUCACUACUGCUGUCUCUGCUGACUUGGGUACCCAUAAAAGCCUGAAAGGGAAUGCAAGAGCCUUGUCCACAGUGACAGCAAUCAUCGAUGGAACAGGAUCAGUAGGUGCAGCUUUGGGGCCUCUCUUGGCUGGUCUCAUUUCCCCGUCUGGUUGGAACAACGUGUUUUAUAUGCUCAUGGUGGCAGAUGGGUGUGCCCUGCUAUUCUUACUCCAUCUUAUUCAGAAGGAACUUCGGUGUAAUGCAGAUCAUACCCUAUUUAAGGAACACUGAGUUGAGAGACCAGAUUUGGAACAAGGACUGCGUAAGUGACCAGAGCUCUUCCCUGAAAAAAACCUUAAUGGAAUGUGUUACUCCAUACGUAAGAGAUUCUGUUCGGUGGAGAAUUUUGCACGUUUACUGGAAGCAAUUCGAGAAAUGCAGCUGGUAAAUCCCUGAAGCUCUUAUUUUUGCACAUGAAUAAGUACCUCAGGAUGGCAACUAUUCAUCAGAUGAAGGGACAGGAACUUUGGGAAGCUUUGAGCAGACCGCCUCAACUGAGCCAAAGAGAAAUACCAAGUGCCUUUUUAAUUUCCUUUGAUAGGAUGUUUUUAAUGAAAAUGCUAUACUGUGUAUUUUCUAAAAACAACUCAAAAGUGGAGCAGAAGGAGGUUGGAAUCAUAACAGACAGCCCGGCAGUGAGCAAAGUAUCCCUUAUGUCAUCUUGUGCAUCACUGUGACUGAGGGCAUCACUUUAUAGAGAAUAAUACCAGCUGAUUAUUAAUACACACUGCUAUUAGUAUUUUGAAGCUGCUUAGACAAUGAUAACCUCAUCAUAUUAUUAGUUUUUAACUACAGCACACAUUCUAAUCCCAAGGACAGCAUCCAACCUUUUGGUAAGAGAUGAAAUAGAAUUUAUAGUUGCAAUGUACUGUAGUUAGCAGUUUUCACAAACUAUUUGGGUGGAUGCUAGUCUACAGUUAGGAUUGUGCAAAAGUGAAUCCUAAGCAACAAAAAGUAGAUUUUGAGUCAAUUUCCAGUGGAAGACUGGUUGUUUUCAGGGCAUUGUAGUAAAAUGGUUGUGCAAAUGUCACAUCGUUAUUGUGCUGCUCCUCUAGGCUGGAUUGAAAUGAGAGGUUGUUCCUUUUGAGGUGGCAGAGAACUGUAUGCUGCCAUACCUUUGAAUUACAGCACUGAAAAAAUUAGCUGCUGUAGUGCUCAGUGCCACAAUGAUCUCUGUUGGGUACUUGCUGAUUUCAGUGGUUUCAUGUAUAUUUGGAAGUCUUUGACAGAUCAAGGCCUUAAUAACCAGAAAUCUCUUUCACGUGGCUAAUUUAAAGUGGCUUUGAAUUUCAGAUUCAGAGCCAAAAUAUGUGUCUUUAAGAAAAGAAAAAUUACCUAGGUGGUAGGUUGUAAGAGAACAUUUUGGUAACAAGUGUUACCCAGCAAACAGACAAUUUAGUGUCUUCAGAACAUAUCGUUUCUUCAUACAGGUAUCUCCUUUGUAAAAUAGAUAUUUCUGUGAUCGUUUUUUAAAAGAUGUACAAAAGUAUAAAGGAAUUUUUUGUAUAAGGUGUUUAUACUUAGAUCGUGAAGGUUCGGUAAUUUAAACUGUGUGUUGUUCAUAACUGUAUUUAUUAAAGCUGUAGGCACGUGUCUUGUUCUGUACUGUGCUCUAAGUUUUGUGAAACAAUGCAGUGGUCUUUAUACUUGAUUAACAAAUCAGCACUCUAAAAUAGCCCUGCAAAGCAUAAAGAAAUGUCUCAGCUGCUGCUAUGCUGUUUCCAUGUGUUGGCACAGUACUUGAUUUCCAGGGCAGUUUCGUAAUUUUUUAGUUUCUGAUGAGUUACUUCACUGGUUUGGUUCAUCAUGUGCUUUCUGCUUGACUUGAACGUUGUGUUCCUUUCUGACUGUUUUGCUGAACAGAGGCAUAGGGAAGAUCUUGGUCCCACAGAGGCUAAUGGGAGGUGCCACAGGCCGUGCAAGUGAAUGCUCUACGCAGUCUCAGAAGCUGUAGUUCCCUGGCUGAAUGGUUAGCUGCACACCUUUUGUGCAAAGCUGUUGAGGCCGGUAGGGAUGCUCAACCUGCACUCAAUAACACAUGCUGCAUUUGGGCCUUAGGCUGUAGUUAAAUGCAGCAGAGUUUUGCUGCAGAUCCGUGGAGUCAUCUGUGAGGAAGAACAACAUUGCAACCCCAAAAGAGCUGUGCCAGCAUGACUUUCAAGACCUGUGUGAGAAGGGAGGGAUGGAGGACUUAUUUAGCUGAAGAUGCCAUCCUUUCCCCCAGAAGGACUGUAGAGCUGCAUUGCUAGUUUAUCAAAAUGAUUUAUACUCUUAAGCUCUGCUGCACUCGGAUUUUGAGGGGCUGUCCCCUAUGGGCUGAAGUCUUAGGUUAAAAUGCUUUCAGUUGUAUUGAACAGUUUCACGUUGUAAAGAUGUAGAACUGUGGAUUUUAUGUUUUACUUGUUGGGGCUGCUGCUGUUAUUUAUUUAUUUAUUUGAAUAGCUUUCAUACCAAAGUGACUUGGACAUGGGAUUAUGACAAUAUUGGAGGUGCUGGGCUGAGUCCUUCCUUCCACUGAUCACAGGAGGGAAUUGGGACUCUCGCUGUACUGGUGCCUCUUUCCUUGCUUAAAGCGCAACGUUUUGGUUCCCCCUAGCAGUGAACGUGUUGGAUGAUGAGAUGAAGAUGGCUGCUCUUUUGUCACAACCCGAGGGCCCCCCAAGCUGUGAGCAAACUGUUUUGUUAGUACUGGGUGUUAAUAUUCAUUAAUCUGGAAAUGGACAAAACUGACGAAAUGUUGUAUAUAGAAACAGAAGUGACCAAUAGGUAGAACCAAAUUCGAGUUAGACUACAGGGUUUGGGUUUUGUGGGUUUUUUUUAUGCUGGUUAUUCUCAAUUUUAUCUAUAUAACUUCCUGUGUUGAAUAAAAACGUGCUCUCCUUUAAAAUGUGAAA
Molecule: messenger RNA, 5632 nt
Organism: Numida meleagris (helmeted guineafowl)
Lineage: Eukaryota; Metazoa; Chordata; Aves; Galliformes; Numididae
Gene: SLC37A1
Product: solute carrier family 37 member 1
Exons: 21
Coding region: 1344-2969 (541 amino acids)
Biological process (GO): phosphate ion transmembrane transport; glucose-6-phosphate transport
Cellular component (GO): endoplasmic reticulum membrane
Molecular function (GO): glucose 6-phosphate:phosphate antiporter activity
Source: RefSeq, a predicted model, not a curated record